Rotaria sordida is the source of this 1806-nucleotide messenger RNA. NCBI's taxonomy places the organism in Eukaryota, Metazoa, Rotifera, Eurotatoria, Philodinida, Philodinidae. The record is from the annotation of a GenBank genome assembly.
AUGACAAAAUUUGAACAUCUUCCAAAUGAACUUGUACUGGAUAUAUUUACAUAUCUUGAUUCAUAUGAUUUAUUUGUUUCAUUAUUUAAUCUUAAUAUACGUUUAAAUACUCUUAUUUAUGCUCAACCACUUAGUAUUAAUUUAGGUAAUUCAUUAUCAAAAUAUUUACUUGAUCGUUAUUAUCAAUCAGUGUUAUCUCCUGCUCGUAAUCAAAUUCAUACUUUAAAGUUAUCUGAUACGUAUGAACGAAUGAGUAAUUUUCUUAAGAAUGAUAAUCAAAUACAAAUCGAUUUUGAAACAAGAAAAUUUAUUCUUUCUCAAGUGAAAUCCUUAAUUUUAUGUAAUCCAAAGACAACAAGUCUUAAUCGAGUUUUAAAAUAUGUAAGCAAUAUAGAACAUAUAUGUAUAUCAAUAGGGCAACAAACUCAAAGUACGUCGAAUUACCAAGGAUUGUUUAAAUCUCUUUUUAAAAUGAAAUCACUUAAACGAUUAUGCCUAGAUUUAUAUGAUGCUCUUAUAAUUGAUGAUGAUAUAGACGCAAGUAUAUCACUGACAGAUAUGACAUUGACAAGUUGCUAUAUACAAGAUUUAGCUCAACUUCUUCGUCGAAUGCCUAAUAUUCGAAAACUUCAUAUCACAUGUUAUAAUCGACGAAAUUCUCUUACUAAUGAUGAUGAUAAUUUUGAUUAUUCUUUAAUUGAUGGACUUGGUGAUUAUGUACCAUUCUUAACAGAUUUAAAAUUAAAGGUUAUGUUUAUAUCAUUUGAAAAAAUUGAAGUUUUUCUUCAACAAUUAUCACAACUUACUAAAUUAACAUUUUCAUCAAUAACAUUGGAAAAAUAUUCUAAUGGAUUAACUUGGGAACGAAUUAUUAAUAAUUAUUUACCAAACUUAGAAAAAUUCAGUUUAUUUCUCGAUGAAACAUAUAUUUUUGAAGAUACUCUUGUAGAUUUAAAUGAAAUAAUUCAAUCAUUUAAUAGUAGUUUUUGGCAUCGAUGGCCGGUUGUUAUUGAAUAUUAUGUUGAAGCAACAGAUAAGAAAUGUCUGAUAUUAUAUACAUUACCUAUACAAGAAAGUAAUUUACGUACAUAUUUGUAUGGAUUAGAAAUUCGAAAGAAUAUUGAUGAAUAUAAUCAGAAUAUUGAAAAAUCAUAUUAUAAUAAAUUAAAUCAACUUAAUUUUAUUUUUCACGAAAAUCCUUCAUCAAGAAAUCUUUUACCAACACGUAUUUAUUCAAAUCUUGAAACAUUUACAUUUUCAUUUGAAUUAAUUAAUCCAACAUCAUAUGAAAUAGAUUCGAUUUUAAUUAAUUUUCAACAAGUUUUUUCAACAUCUGUACUUUCUAAGAUUGAAAGAAUUUAUUUCUAUGAUCGAAUUUAUCCAACAAAUUUUGUCUCGAAAUUAUUGAAUUUAUUACCAAAUAUUGUUGCACUUCACAUACCAGCAUCAUCACUUCAUCUCUCCACUACUCUACCUCUUCUUGUAACUUUAACGAUCGAUUUCAAUUCAACAAUUGAAUGUUAUUCAACAGAUAUUCUUCGUCAAGUUGCCACUCAUUUUCCUGACAUACAUCUUCUUUAUUUUGAAUCAGUACAUUCUCAAGAUAUUUAUAUUCUUCUUUCAUAUUGUCUUCGAAAAUUUUCACAUCUCUCAUAUUUGAACAUAAAAUUCGAUCAAACUAAUUCUCAUAUAGAUCGACAAACAUUUAUUUUAUGGUUUAAUGAUUACAAACAAUUAAAUGGAUUGAGUGAUAAUGUACAAGUUGAAUUUAAUGAUCAUAACAAUAUUUUAGAUAUUUCGUGGUAA